GUCUUUUUAUAUGGCACUGGGUCUAACAACAACAAUAAUAACAAUAAUAAUAAUGGUACUGGGGUCUAAGAGGAAACUGCAUUAUAAUAUUGUAGUUGUGAUUAUACAGAUUGUGCAAGUUUAUCACUUUACUACAGUUGGAUAGGCUCUUGGUCCUGUGGUUCUGUACCUUUAAGACCGUCUUUUAGUACUUCCGGGUUACAGGGCGGAGUGGACAACCAAAACAUGCGAUGGCCUCUUUUGGCUGGAAACGGAAGGUGGGGGAGAGAGUUUCUAAAGUGACAGUGCUGCAAUUUGAGCAGGACUCAGAGCAGCCAGAUACUGAUGAUGUGGAGGAGGAGGGAGUUGAUUGGCUGCAUGUCAUCAAACGGCGGCGAGAGGUGCUGCUGGAGGAUAGUGCUGCUAAGAGCAAGAGACUCAAGGAUGAGGGCACACUAUUUGCCGAACAGGGCAGGAAAUGGGAGGCGUUGAAGAGAUGGGAUGAGGCCCUUCAGCUCACCCCAGAUGAUGCUGUGCUAUAUGAGAUGAAGUCACAGGUGUUGAUUACCCUUCAAGAAGUGUUAUUGGCUGUUCAGUCUGCGGAGAUGGCGACCAAACUCCGCCCCCUCUGGUGGGAGGCAUGGCAAACUCUGGGUCGUGCCCAACUAAGUCUUGGUGAAGUCGAUCUAGCUGUGCGGUCCUUUCAAGUGGCAGUGCACCUGCAUCCGUCCGAGUGCCCCCUCUGGGAAGAGGACUUAAACUGGGCUUUACAGCUCCGGGAGCAGAAACGAGCCGUUUGCCAAAGAGCAACGCAGGAAGAGGAAGCCCGACGGCUCAUUGUGGAAGCUCCUGAGCUGAACAGGGAUUAUGAUUUCGAGAGUGAUGAAGUAAUUGAGGCCUGCUCAGCCAUGGCUGAGAGACAGAAACAAUAUGAGGACUUAAAGAAAAUGGCAGUUGUUGUGGAUGCACAGGGGUUGGCCAAGAAGGUGGUUGUCGAGGAUGACAGCAGACCCACUUCGUCUUCACAGAGUGUUUUGGUGAAGGCACGAGGACUCUGAAAAAAAUGUAGAUGUUUUUGUCUCUUCUGUGUAUACUGUUUAGAGUAUUAUGUAUAUACUGUUGAUUUGAUCCUCCAAGGUUCUGAUGGGCUUCCUUGUAGUUAAGUUUGUAUAGUGAGUACCAGAUGCUUAGAGAAAUUGAAGCAUCUGAAAUGCUUCCUGUCUGGACCAUUUUCACUUAAAGCAUAAAUUCCUUUUACUGAUGCA
This is a messenger RNA of Myxocyprinus asiaticus (Chinese sucker), 1244 nucleotides long. It is a transcript of the gene ttc33, whose product is annotated as tetratricopeptide repeat domain 33. The transcript is spliced from 5 exons. NCBI's taxonomy places the organism in Eukaryota, Metazoa, Chordata, Actinopteri, Cypriniformes, Catostomidae. Gene Ontology annotation, molecular function: protein binding. The record is from RefSeq and is a predicted model, not a curated record. Bases 231 to 1037 code for a protein of 268 amino acids.